Molecule: messenger RNA, 369 nt
Organism: Nezara viridula (southern green stink bug)
Lineage: Eukaryota; Metazoa; Arthropoda; Insecta; Hemiptera; Pentatomidae
Source: the annotation of a GenBank genome assembly
AUGUUAUCAAUAUUAGAAUCGAAGGAAAUAGAUGAUUCAAUUUCUAUGAACGCGACCGCAGAGGACCUCCUACACACGGUACCAAACACUGGAGCUGGAGAAGGAGUUCCACUUCAACAGGUACCUGACGAGGCGGCGGAGGAUAGAGAUCGCCCACGCGCUCUGCCUGACGGAGAGGCAGAUCAAGAUCUGGUUCCAGAACCGGAGGAUGAAGUGGAAGAAGGAGCACAAGAUGGCCUCGAUGAACGUCAUCCCUUACCAUUACCACAUGUCCCAGCCCUACGGGAAUCCCUACCAGUUCACGCACCUGACCACCUAACUAGCUUCCGUCAUGCCCAACAGCCACGACCUCUGGCAGGAGAGGUAUGA